AACCAAUGGGUGCACUCGCGGCACGUCAGCAUUCAGCAUCAGCAACAAAGUUAGCAACUCAGAAAAUCACCACGACUCUAUAUACUUAUUUACACAUGUUAUCAAAUCAAUGAUUUGAAAAAUUUGUUUGAAACUUUGGCAAUUUUAUGUUGUGUUAAAAGUACUAUCUAGUCAUGUGGGCAGACACAAUUUUAAUUUUAUUUAUUAGUGUUUGCACGGCCCUUUUGGGUGAAGGCUUAACUUGGUUGAUGGUGUAUAGAACAGAAAAGUAUCAAAAACUCAAAGCAGAGGUUGAAAAACAAAGUAAAAAAUUGGAAAAACGGAAGGAAGCUCAUGGAGAUUCACUGGAUAAACAGCAAAAAAAAAAAAUUGAGAGAGAAGAAGAGAGACUAAAAAAUAAUAACAGAGAUUUGUCCCUUGUCAAGAUGAAAUCUAUGUUUGCCAUUGGUUUUGCUUUCACUGCGCUAUUGAGUAUGUUUAAUAAUAUAUUUGAUGGACGUAUUGUAGCAAGACUACCAUUUGUUCCCAUCAGUUGGAUUCAAGGUCUGUCCCACAGAAAUUUACCAGGAGACGAUUACACCGAGUGUUCUUUUAUAUUUUUAUACAUUCUCUGCACUAUGAGUAUAAGACAGAAUAUUCAAAAAUUACUAGGCUUUGCACCAUCAAGAACAGCAAGUAAACAAAGUGGAAGCAUAUUUGGACCACCACCGCAACAAUUCAAGUAAAAAUGUAUCUGCCUAUCUGAUUUAAAUGCUGAAUGAUUGGAACAAUGGUGAAUGAAAGUUAAAGAAAAAAAUAAAGAAUAUUUGUACAUUUAUUUACACAAUAUCUUACAAAAAAUUACCAAAUAUUAACUUCCCGUAAAGGUUGCUCUGUAAUAAAUCGAUCAAAACCUAAUCUCGAUAAAUCAA
This is a messenger RNA of Copidosoma floridanum, 911 nucleotides long. Its product is annotated as calcium load-activated calcium channel. Gene Ontology annotation, biological process: endoplasmic reticulum calcium ion homeostasis. The record is from RefSeq and is a predicted model, not a curated record. Gene Ontology annotation, molecular function: calcium channel activity. NCBI's taxonomy places the organism in Eukaryota, Metazoa, Arthropoda, Insecta, Hymenoptera, Encyrtidae. Gene Ontology annotation, cellular component: cytoplasm; endoplasmic reticulum membrane; endoplasmic reticulum.